AUGUUUGGUUUGGGAAAAUUGUUAUACGUUAUUGUUUUGACGAUUAAUGGGAUAGCGGUGCUAAGUGAAGAUAGGUUUUUAAACAGGAUUGGAUGGGGCUCAACUACAGCAUCAUCAAAUGUCAAUGCCAAUAUACAGAAUCAGUUUAACCAGUUCAAUUCGGGUCUAGAGACAAGUGAAGGGUCUAUAAAGACUAAGUUGAUUAAUCUAAUAAGUGCUGUAAGGACUUUGAUGCGGAUACCAUUAAUAGCUGUUAACAUUACGGUUAUAUUGUACGAGUUGAUACUAGGUUAA
Messenger RNA from Lodderomyces oxycetoniae, 294 nucleotides. RefSeq lists its product as uncharacterized. Gene Ontology annotation, cellular component: Golgi membrane; COPII-coated ER to Golgi transport vesicle; endoplasmic reticulum membrane. The transcript has a single exon. Gene Ontology annotation, biological process: endoplasmic reticulum to Golgi vesicle-mediated transport. NCBI's taxonomy places the organism in Eukaryota, Fungi, Ascomycota, Pichiomycetes, Serinales, Debaryomycetaceae. The coding region runs from base 1 to 294 and encodes 97 amino acids. The record is from RefSeq and is a predicted model, not a curated record.